AAAUGAGACGGUUUGGAAAAGCGUGCCCCAUACACCCACCCACCCACCCAACCACAAUAGGUUUUCCCGCGACCGCUAGUAGUCUUCCCUCACUUGUCAGUUGAAAACCCUAGCUAACGUCGAUGAAGCUUCGAUCUCGAUCGUCUGAUCCUUCUCACAAAGUUCAUUUAGGUAAGAGCAUUAUGGAGGAUCCGGAUAACAGCAUCAGCAGCUGGUCUUCAGAUUCUGACUACAGCGAAUCCAGUCAUGAAGGAGGAGGAGGCAUUGGCAACGACGAACUAGUUGAUGUAUCGGAUUCUGAGCCGCCAAAGAGAAGGAAAACUGGUUCAUGGAGUGAUGAAGAAAUGGCGCUUGAAGUUGAUGAUGUUGUAGUAAAGAAGAAUAAAACAAAGAAGAAAGCAAAGAAGAAGACAAAACCAACUUUAAUGUGGCAAGUUUGGGAAGAAGAGACUGAGAAAUGGCUUGACCAGCAUAUGACAGAGGAUGUUGAUUUGGAUAAUUUGAACGAGAUAGUCGCAGAAACGGUUGGCCCAUCCCCGGAUUUGAUUAUGCCACUUUUAAGGUACCAAAAGGAAUGGUUAGCAUGGGGAUUGAAGCAGGAAGAGUCUGCUUCAAGAGGUGGUAUUCUUGCAGAUGAAAUGGGAAUGGGGAAGACUGUGCAAGCUAUUGCUCUUGUACUUGCUAAACGCGCACUUCGCCCUUCUUCUUCUUCUACAGGCGUCAACACAACUCUUGUGAUAUGUCCAUUGAUUGCAGUCAUGCAAUGGGUCAACGAGAUUGAUCGCUUCACUGCUAAAGGAAGCAACAAGGUACUGGUAUAUCAUGGACCCAACAGGGGAAAAUCACUUGUUGAAUUCUCCGAGUAUGACUUUAUUGUAACUACCUACUCUAUAGUGGAGGCUGAAUAUCGGAAAAAUGUCAUGCCACCAAAAGAUAGGUGUGAGUGGUGUGGGAAAAUGUUUUAUGCAAAGAAAUUGAAGAUUCAUCUUAAAUAUUUUUGUGGUCCUGAUGCUGUUAAAACCGCAAAGCAAUCAAAGCAGUGCAAAAAGAAAGGAAAACUCGGAGAAAAAACGUCUCUUUCAAAGGCAGAUGUAUCUGAUGAAGAGGACGGCGAACACAAGUCAAGUAAAAAGAAUACAAAGGGUAAGAGGAAGAAAGAAAACAUCGAAACAAGUGCUUUUCCAGAUAUUUCUUCAGGUUCUGGAUCUAUGAAAUCUUUUCUGCACUCUGUAAAAUGGGAUCGCAUAAUUUUGGAUGAGGCUCAUUACAUAAAAGAUAGACGCUGUAAUACCACGAGGGCUGUUUUUGCCUUAGAAUCUUCUUAUAAAUGGGCUUUAAGUGGCACUCCCCUUCAAAAUCGUGUCGGUGAACUCUACUCACUCGUUCGCUUCUUACAAAUAACUCCAUAUUCUUAUUACAUGUGUAAAGACUGCGAUUGUAAAGUGCUUGAUUAUAGUUCAAAUUCAUCAUGUCCAAGUUGCCCUCACAAAUCAGUGAGACACUUUUGUUGGUGGAACAAAUAUAUUGCUAAUCCGAUUGCAAAUAGAGGGCGUACUGAUGAUGGUAUAAGAGCUAUGAUUCUGCUUAAAGAUAAGGUUUUGAAAAGCAUACUUCUAAGACGUACCAAGAAGGGCAGAGCCGCAGAUCUUGCACUCCCUCCAAGAAUAAUUUCUCUGAGGCGUGACUACCUUGAUAUCACGGAGAAGGAUUAUUACACUUCACUCUAUACUGAAAGUCAAGCGCAAUUUAAUACUUAUGUUGAAGAAGGAACACUGAUGAACAAUUAUGCUCAUAUCUUUGACCUUUUAACACGCCUGCGACAGGCUGUUGAUCAUCCUUAUCUAGUGGUGUAUUCUAAAACUGCUGUUGCAAGGAGAGAUGAGACCAAAUCAACCAAUGAACAAAUUUGUGGUAUAUGUCAUGAUGUAGCAGAAGACCCUGUGGUGACAUCAUGUGAGCAUCUGUUCUGUAAGUCGUGCCUGAUUGACUUUUCUGCUAGCUAUGGUCAACCUGCGUGUCCAACAUGUUCAAAACCACUUACGGUGGACUUCAGUGCAAACAAUCAUGAUCAACAAGUUCAGAAGCCGAAAUCAAGUUUUAAAGGAUUUAAAUCAUCUAGCAUUAUAAAUAGAAUCCGCCUUGAAAAUUUUCAGACAAGCACAAAAAUUGAUGCUCUGAAGGAAGAGAUCAGAUUCAUGGUUGAAAGGGAUGGUUCUGCUAAAGGAAUUGUAUUUAGUCAGUUCACAUCAUUUCUGGAUCUGAUACACUAUUCUUUGCACAAGUGUGGUGUCAAAUGUGUUCAGUUAGAUGGGUCGAUGACGAUGGGUGCUAGAGAAGCUGCAAUCACAAAAUUUACAGAUGACAGAGACUGCAAAGUCUUCUUGAUGAGCUUAAAAGCCGGAGGCGUUGCUUUAAACCUCACGGUUGCCUCUCAUGUAUUCUUGAUGGACCCAUGGUGGAAUCCUGCUGUGGAGCAGCAAGCACAGGAUAGAAUCCAUCGAAUAGGUCAAUACAAACCAAUCAGGGUUGUGAGGUUUGUAAUCGAAAACACGAUUGAGGAGAGAAUUCUGAAUCUGCAAGAGAAGAAGAAACUUGUGUUUGAGGGGACCGUUGGUGGGUGUAAUGAAGCUCUGGGAAGGCUUACCGAGGCUGAUAUGAGAUUUCUUUUUGCCACCUAGACCCAGUCCGGUUUGGUUUGGUUUGGUUUUAUGUUGUUGGUAGUCAAAUGUUAAUAAUAUAAGUUCAAUGCCUAGUAUAAUGUUGACCUUUAUUACCGGAAUCAGUAAUCUUAACAGUCCAAUUUGGAAUGGUUGGUGUUU
Helianthus annuus (common sunflower) is the source of this 2819-nucleotide messenger RNA. RefSeq names its product DNA repair protein RAD16. The record is from RefSeq and is a predicted model, not a curated record. The transcript is spliced from 16 exons. The coding region runs from base 123 to 2678 and encodes 851 amino acids. Gene Ontology annotation, molecular function: ATP-dependent chromatin remodeler activity; metal ion binding; ATP binding. NCBI's taxonomy places the organism in Eukaryota, Viridiplantae, Streptophyta, Magnoliopsida, Asterales, Asteraceae.